GCAACUUCAGUGCAGUCCACAGUGGCAGUCGGACAGCUGGGAGGGGAGGGCCUUUUUGUCAAUAAACUCAUCUGUGUGUUUUUACCAAAAUUAAAUUUAGUUCGAUGUGAAUAACUGAAGAACCAGCGUUCCUCGAGGAAUUGGAAGGACAUUUUGACACAUUUUCAAGAUGUCGACAUCUGCAAUAUAUAUUUUAGAUGUGAAGGGAAAGGUGUUGAUUUCUCGAAACUAUAGAGGAGAUAUAGAGACAGGUCUUAUUGAAAAAUUUAUGCCUCUUGUAAUGGAGCGCGAGGAGGAGGGCAAUCUUACUCCGAUAAUUCAAACUCUUGAAUGUACAUAUGCUUAUAUAAAGUACAAUAAUCUUUACAUCGUUUCAACUACAAAAAAGAAUGCAAACAUUUCGUUGGUAUUUGUAUUCUUGCAUAAACUAGUUCAAGUCAUGCAAGAAUACUUUAAGGAAUUGGAGGAGGAAAGUAUAAGAGACAAUUUUGUCGUCAUUUACGAACUGUUAGACGAGUUGAUAGAUUUUGGUUAUCCUCAAACUACGGAUAGUAAGAUUUUGCAAGAGUAUAUCACCCAAGAGGGUCAUAAACUUGAAAUUCAACCACGCAUUCCUAUGGCUGUGACUAAUGCUGUAUCUUGGAGAUCAGAAGGGAUAAAAUACCGUAAGAACGAGGUGUUCCUAGAUGUAAUAGAAUCUGUGAAUCUUCUUGCAAAUGCCAAUGGAAAUGUAUUGAGUUCUGAAAUUGUGGGUGCCAUUAAAAUGAGAGUUUAUUUAUCUGGAAUGCCAGAAUUGAGACUCGGUCUGAAUGAUAAAGUCUUGUUUGAAUCUACAGGACGUGGAAAGUCUAAAUCUGUCGAAUUAGAGGACGUUAAAUUUCACCAGUGCGUCCGAUUGUCUCGAUUUGAAAACGAUAGAACGAUUUCUUUCAUUCCACCCGAUGGUGAAUUUGAGCUAAUGUCUUAUAGACUGAACACACACGUAAAACCACUGAUAUGGAUAGAAUCCGUAAUAGAGCGACAUGCUCACAGCAGAGUAGAGUACAUGAUAAAAGCAAGGUCACAAUUUAAAAGGCGCUCUACGGCCAACAACGUAGAAAUAGUAAUACCAGUACCAAACGACGCAGAUUCUCCCAAAUUCAAAACCACUAUUGGGAGUGUUAAGUAUUCUCCGGAACAGAGCGCCAUAACUUGGUUUAUCAAGUCAUUUCCCGGAGGAAAAGAAUAUUUGAUGAGAGCACAUUUUGGUUUACCAUCCGUGAUCGGAGAAGAUGUAGAAGGUAAACCGCCGAUCCAAGUAAAAUUUGAAAUUCCCUACUUUACUACAUCAGGUAUACAAGUGCGUUAUUUAAAAAUUAUCGAAAAGAGUGGGUAUCAAGCUUUGCCUUGGGUUCGAUAUAUCACGCAAAACGGAGACUAUCAAUUGAGGACAAAUUAAAUGAAAGCAAAUUAGCAGAACGCUCUGAUAAUCGAUACAAAAAUGUGGAAACUAGUCGGUUUGCUACGCUUAGUAUGCUUCCGAACGAUAAUCUAUCUUUAUAGCUAUUUUCACAGCUGAUUGCGAUAAAUACGAAGAUCGUGAUGUAUAGAGUAUAAAAAUAGCAAUUAGCAUUUUCAAUAUCCGGUAAGGAUUUCUCGAUAUUCGUGCUUGUUUAACAGAAUAAUUUCGAUAUAGACUAAUUUUAAUACAUCAGUAUAAUUUACGCGUAAAUCCAAAUAAUAUUUUUAGAGAUUUUCGUGUUACGUUUUUUUUUUCGUACGAUCAUAAAUCGUACGAAAGUACGGAGUACUUGAUUUGUUUAAUGUAUGAUUCAUUGAUGCCACGUUACUCUUAUGUAGAACGACUAGUAUUUUUCGUAUACAGGAGCUAUAUUGUUCAUUAAACAUUAUUCCGAUACGAGAAGUUGUAAAUAUAUCGAAACUCAUUGUAUGUCAACACUUUCAUGGAAUUGUUAAGAAAUUAAUAGAUGUUGAUUGUAUUAAUUUUAAACUCGAAUAGUAUUACAUCAUAAUUAUUGUAUAUCGGUAUGACAACAGACAUAAUACUAUUAUUAUUGUAUAUCAAUGUAUUAGUAAUAUAAGAUUCGAAAAAGGUGUAUUAAAUUUUUAACAGAA
Hylaeus volcanicus is the source of this 2115-nucleotide messenger RNA. RefSeq names its product AP-1 complex subunit mu-1 (gene AP-1mu). NCBI's taxonomy places the organism in Eukaryota, Metazoa, Arthropoda, Insecta, Hymenoptera, Colletidae. Gene Ontology annotation, biological process: vesicle-mediated transport; intracellular protein transport. The coding region runs from base 170 to 1438 and encodes 422 amino acids. Gene Ontology annotation, molecular function: clathrin-cargo adaptor activity. The transcript has 2 exons. The record is from RefSeq and is a predicted model, not a curated record. Gene Ontology annotation, cellular component: clathrin-coated vesicle; clathrin adaptor complex.